Molecule: messenger RNA, 1364 nt
Organism: Myotis brandtii (Brandt's bat)
Lineage: Eukaryota; Metazoa; Chordata; Mammalia; Chiroptera; Vespertilionidae
Gene: TMEM171
Product: transmembrane protein 171
Exons: 3
Coding region: 310-1284 (324 amino acids)
Source: RefSeq, a predicted model, not a curated record
GCAUGGUAAUUGCAUUUUUUCUUCUUGAAUAUCUUCAUAAAAUUAAAUAUUCAGGAGUUUCUGAAUGCCCGUCCUUCUGACUCAUAAACCAACUCAUUGUUCAACACCAGUGUAGCAGUGGGGUGAAGUUCUAUUCCCCAUGAGUUCAUCUUGGUGUGACUUCUGAAAUGGCCAGCAAAAGAACAGGGUGGGUGAGGGACACCUGUGCCCGCUUUAAUUUGGUGUGUUGUUCUGUUUGCAGGGCUGUUGAAGCCACUGGAGGGAAGGUAACACUGCCCACCCCUCUCCGGGGAGGGGCCCCUUCUGGCCAUGUCUCCUGCAGCAGCUGAACCAGAUGGGGUCCAGCGAGACAGGCAUGUCAGCAUGCUCAUCUUCUUCCUUUUCGUCUUUGGUGCCAUCCUGCUGUUUGUGGGGGUCCUGCUCUCCAUCUUUGGGUUCCAGGCAUGCCAAUACAAACCCCACCCAGACUGCAGCCUGGUGCUGAAGGUCGCUGGGCCUGCGUGUGCCGCAGUUGGACUUGGGGCUGUGAUCCUGGCCCGCUCUCGGGCACUCCUUCAGUUCCGGCAGGGGCGCCGUCGGGGCAACCGGGCGGACCCCGACCGGCCCUUCAUCUGCGGAGAGAGCCGCCAGUUUGCCCAGUGCCUCAUCUUUGGAUUUCUGUUCUUGACCAGCGGCAUGCUCAUUAGCAUAUUGGGCAUUUGGGUCCCUGGCUGUGGCUCAGACUGGGAGCAGGAACCACUGAAUGAGACAGACACUGCCAACGAGGAGCCCCAGAUCUGUGGAUUCCUGUCCCUGCAGAUCAUGGGACCCUUGAUUGUGCUCAUGGGACUGUGUUUCUUCGUGGUCGCCCAUGUUAAGAAGAGAAACAACUUGAACGAGGGCCAGAAUGCCUCUGAAAGCGAAGAGAGACAGACCCAGAACACGGAGCCUGUGCAGGUCACUGUAGGUGAUGCCGUGAUCAUAUUCCCGCCCCCUCCGCCUCCUUACUUUCCUGAGUCUUCAGCUUCUGCCGUGACCAGAAGUCCUGGAGCAGACAGUUUGCUUCCAAAUGAAAAUCCGCCUUCAUAUUACAGUAUUUUUAACUAUGGGACCCCAGCUCCUGAGGGCCAAGGCACAGCCCCUGAGAGAGAGCGUGUAUCCAUCUACACCAUUUCGGGGACUCCUUCAUCCUCUGAGACCUCCCACACGCCACAUCUCUCGUCUGAAUUGCCUCCCAGAUACGAAGAGAAAGAAUCUGCUGCAGCCGCAUCCUUGUCUCCCUCUUCUCAGCCUUCCCCACCAUGAACUAGUGACUCUGGUUCAAUUUUAUAUAGAACCGAUCACUAUUUUAUUUAAUUUGUUUUUUAAUAAAAAGUACAAUAGCA